Molecule: messenger RNA, 678 nt
Organism: Glycine soja
Lineage: Eukaryota; Viridiplantae; Streptophyta; Magnoliopsida; Fabales; Fabaceae
Exons: 1
Coding region: 1-678 (225 amino acids)
Source: RefSeq, a predicted model, not a curated record
AUGGCUUCCUCGGACAAAGCCAAUGCCAUGAGAAGGUUCCAAAGAAAACGAAACCUCGAAAGCAUCUUUCAGUUGUUCAAACUCUUUGCCGUAAUCUUGCUAUUCUCCCACUUAUUCUCUUUCUUCCCCAAUAUCACCCUCCAAACAUUCCCCCAUCUCUACCAUUUUUUUAUACCACUUUUCCGCAACUCUUUCUACGCAUUUCUUCUCCUAAACGCCAUCAUCCUCUUACUCUUCGCACUCUCCAACAAACACAACAACAACGUUGGUGCCUCCGAAGACGUCUACCACGAAUUCCUCAACCACAACAAGUCUCGCCUCAUCGUAACCGCAUCGCAGGACCAACUAUCUCGGACCGUUGAUUCUUCCGACAAAAAAAUCACCACUACUAACUUUGAUCCAUCGUCGUCACCGGUAUUUGAGGAAACUGUCAGGGCGGUUACUGAAACGGUUUCGGUGUCGGAGAAGAAGUGCUACCGGAGAGUUCAGUCGGAGCGUUAUGAGCGGCGGAUGGUGGUGGCUCCGUUGCAGGGGCAAUUGCGGUCCGUGGAACAGUUGAGUAAAGACGAGUUCAACCGCGCGGUUGAGGAAUUCAUCGCUAUGCAUAAGAGAAUGCAGAAAGAAGAGCACAUAGGAUCGCUGGAAACAGGGUAUUUGGCGUGCACUCCGUCAAAUUAA